This is a messenger RNA of Letharia columbiana, 222 nucleotides long. RefSeq lists its product as uncharacterized. Bases 1 to 222 code for a protein of 73 amino acids. NCBI's taxonomy places the organism in Eukaryota, Fungi, Ascomycota, Lecanoromycetes, Lecanorales, Parmeliaceae. The transcript has 2 exons. The record is from RefSeq and is a predicted model, not a curated record.
AUGAAGAGAACACUAAAUCUUCAGACAACCACCACGAUCACUAUACUAGUAGACAGCAGCGACGAAGAGAUUGUGGAUGGACCUUCUAGCUUGCCAUUGGGAAAUGCCAUGACCAAUGGCGGUGCACAAAGUGAGACGAUUGGCAGUGAGGACUCCAUACCUGAUGAAGAUAAGGACGAAGACGAAAGUGGAGAGGUGGCUUAUGUCCGGAACGGAUCGUAG